Messenger RNA from Oryzias melastigma (Indian medaka), 879 nucleotides. It is a transcript of the gene morn5, whose product is annotated as MORN repeat containing 5. The coding region runs from base 142 to 723 and encodes 193 amino acids. The transcript has 6 exons. The record is from RefSeq and is a predicted model, not a curated record. NCBI's taxonomy places the organism in Eukaryota, Metazoa, Chordata, Actinopteri, Beloniformes, Adrianichthyidae.
GCAGUGAGGGGAUAUCCCGCGUGGUGGGCAUGGUUCAGGAACGGUACACGAUCGCAGCCGUGGAAAAAUUAACGACAGCAGGCCAAAAUCAUCAAGGUGCUCCUCGCUUGACUUAGGUCAAGCGACGAAGCAAAGAAGAAGAUGGAGGAGAACGAGGUCAGUGAACUUAUGCAGUUCAUUGGAAGAAGUUACAAAGGAAGCUCAAAAAAUGGCAGAAUGGACGGAGAAGGCGAGUACACCUUUCCCACAAACACCAAGUAUGUUGGAGAGAUGAAGGAUGGAAUGUUUCAUGGAGAAGGAAUGCUCCUCUUUCCAAAUGGGAUUAAGUGUGAGUCUACUUGGGAAAACGGAUUAUCUAAAGAGGGGUUGUUUACUUUUGCGGAUGGUUUGCAAUAUCAGGAAACUAACUGGGACUACUGUGAUGGAAACGACAGGCGUUUUCACAGCGAGAGGUGCAAUGGAAUAAGACCUGCAGGAGAAUCUCAGAUGACAGAUCUGCACCCACCUCGACCCAUUCCUGAAGGCUGCUAUGACUGUGCAGAUGGUUUCUAUGACCCGGUUACCAGGGUCGUCACCUCUUACAGCAGCGGAUUUCUCAGGAACGCAGACGACUCUGAACAUGAGUGGAUUGUACGGAGCUGCCGCAAGGCUCGGGGUGAUGUUGGCGGUCCAGAGAAACUCGCUUCAGCCACAGUGGAGGGGAAGAGCAACGCAAUCAGAUAAAAUGUUUGAGCACUUUAAAUUUAGCCUCCGUGGAGCAACAUUGUACAAAAUUGUACUUUUAAUUUAGCAAGAAGUUAUUUUCCUGUAUUUGCAUCUGUAGUUAUACAUGAGUACUUUGUUUUUGAGUAUGAAAUAAUAAAAAAAAUGUUUUUUUCA